AUGGAGAACGAGAAGCGCCGGACAGCUGUAGAAGUCGGCGAGACUCGGAUCGGCUCAACCCCUGAAGGAGGUCUGCAAGCCCCAGAGGAGCCUACGUGCUCAGAGGGAGAGACCGGAGCGACCCAGAUCAUUUCUACACCUGCAGGAAGUCUACAGGGCCGAGAGGAGUCAUCGCAUCCAGCUGGUGAAAGUGGAACAACUCAGACAAUCGCCGACAACAAAAGAAAAAAAAAAAGCAAGGGUGGUAAGGGACUUGGCAAAGGAGGCGCCAAGCGUCACCGCAAGGUGCUUCGCGAUAACAUCCAGGGGAUCACCAAGCCGGCUAUUCGCCGUCUGGCUCGCCGUGGCGGUGUAAAGCGUAUUUCUGGUCUGAUCUAUGAAGAGACUCGCGGUGUGCUGAAGGUGUUCCUGGAGAACGUGAUCCGCGACGCCGUCACCUACACCGAGCAUGCCAAGAGAAAGACCGUGACCGCUAUGGAUGUGGUGUACGCCCUGAAACGCCAGGGACGCACCCUGUACGGCUUCGGCGGUUGA
Ictalurus furcatus (blue catfish) is the source of this 534-nucleotide messenger RNA. RefSeq names its product histone H4-like. Gene Ontology annotation, molecular function: structural constituent of chromatin; DNA binding; protein heterodimerization activity. NCBI's taxonomy places the organism in Eukaryota, Metazoa, Chordata, Actinopteri, Siluriformes, Ictaluridae. The transcript has 3 exons. The record is from RefSeq and is a predicted model, not a curated record. Gene Ontology annotation, biological process: nucleosome assembly. Gene Ontology annotation, cellular component: nucleosome. The coding region runs from base 1 to 534 and encodes 177 amino acids.